GACCAUUAGCCGUAAUUGUAUAUGUAACCAGCUUUAGGGUACCGGGUACCUCGGUUUGGGUAUCAGUUUUCUCUGAGAGACGCGAGGAGAGCUGGCGCAUUCCACAUAAACUACUGUGGGCCACACGUCAAGAUGUCGCGCUACGAACAAAACAACUGCAAGGUGUACGUGGGCAACCUCAGUGACUAUGGAAAUGCCAAAGAGCUGGAGGCGGCUUUCGGUGUGUAUGGGCCUCUGAAGCACGUGUGGGUGGCCAAAAAGCCACCUGGCUUUGCCUUUGUGGAGUUUGAGGAGCCCCGAGACGCUUUGGACUCAGUGAAAGGCCUGAACGACACCGUGAUUUGUUCCCGCCGUGUGGAGGUUGAAAUGGCUACUGGGGAGAAGCGUGGCGGCCGAAACCGUGACCGUCGCAGCGGCGGGUACGGCGGCAAUUAUGGCAGCCGCUACCCCCCCCGCCGCUCGUACAACGAUGACAAAUGCUAUGAGUGUGGCAAGCCGGGCCACUUUGCCCGAGACUGCCCCUACAACAGGCGCCAGAGGUACUCGCGAUCCAGGUCGAGAUCGUAUGAUCGCUAUAACUCACGCAACAGGCGUUACUCACGUAGCCGAAGCCGCAGCCGCUCCAGGUCUUACCACAGCCCCUACCGCAGUUAGUCAUCUGGUAUGCAAGACUACCACCGCGCGGGAUGUCGACAUCAAGUUUGCCAGUUGGGUCAUAGGGUUGGACACUUGACGAUGACACCUUCUUUUUUUUAAAGGAUUUUUAAUGUUUCACUUUUUUUUUAAUUUGGACGAUUUGUGUCAACUUUGUGUGUAUUUGAUGUAUGGUUAGAAAGAGAAAACUGUGUGGUGUUAUCAAGUGCAGAAGGAAUACUGUGAACAAAUUUCUUAAUGGAUUAAUUCCUAGAUUCCGUUCAGGAACAAAGCAGCGACUGAAGACAUGUAUUCUGUCACAGAUUUGAAAGUCUUCGUUACAUGAUCUUAAAGUAGCUUAGAUUAUAAACAAGAUAAAUCCCGUCUUACUAAAAAUUGACUACAUGUACUUGUGUUUAGAAUCAUAACCUCCUCUGUAUUCUAUUUUUUUCAUGGGAGUUACCAAGAUAAAGGCGCUCACUUCCAUUAUAUCUCUAGUGACCAACAAUUAAGUUCCGCUGUCAAACUGAAUAGGCCAAUUUUCCCUGAUAGCCUGUGCACAGAAUAAUUCUGGGUACCCUUAAAAUCGACUUAGUGUUUGACUGAUGGGUUGCUGUGUUAACUCUGCCCUGAAUGCAUGCCACAUUCAGUCCGAAAUGUGAGCCUGUAAACAUGGUACACCAACAACUGAAAAAAAUCUCAGAGUUUCUUUAAUAGCCAUCCCAGCUUAAUUUGUCCCGUGGUAAUAGUCUUUCACCUGUGCACAGUACAGUGUUAGUUUUGAGUAUUUGGCAGACAAGUAAACUCUACCAGACACAGAUAAAGGACAUCCGGGUUCGCUCCUUUAAAUUUGGAAUUGUCUUGUGAUGUUCCACAAAGUCGGACAAAGUAGCACUCAGCCGGGGAUGAAAUCUCAAGUAACAGAGGAAAUCAGCUGUCUUGGGUAGUCGCCUGGGCCCAAUUUCACACUAAGUGGGAAAAAGUGGUUUAGUAAAUUUAUUUGCUCAACAAAACGCAAGAGGGAAUCACUUGCAAGAAGUACACAGUGCCUUGAAUAUUUUGCUGUUUUUUUGCUGAGAUCAUUUCUGUGCUUAGCACAAAUCCAUCGUUGCAGCUUUGUGAAAUUGGGCCGUGUAAAUGGAAUUUUUUUUUGCUUAGUUAUUCAAUCAUGCCGAAUCUCAGAAGUUCACUAGGUAUUAAUUAGAAGCUCGACUUCACGUAGAUCUCGGUGUUUAAUAUCCAGCAAUGACAUGUACACAUUUUGUUGAAGAAUUGUUCAUUUCUCUGUGUCCACACCAGUGUGUCGAUUUUGUUUUUAAAGAAAUAAAAUACGUGUCACGUGGGCGUGUGAAGCGGAAGAGUAUAUCUGUUUUUGUUCAUGUACAGUGGAACACUGUUUUAUUACAACGUCCUUGGGAUAUUUACAAUUACCUUGUUAUAAUAGUUACCUUGUACGUGUAUUAUCAGUUAUGAAAACAAAGACUUGGGACCUAAAAUUGCCCUUAUUAUAAAUA
This is a messenger RNA of Acanthaster planci (crown-of-thorns starfish), 2147 nucleotides long. RefSeq names its product serine/arginine-rich splicing factor 7-like. The record is from RefSeq and is a predicted model, not a curated record. NCBI's taxonomy places the organism in Eukaryota, Metazoa, Echinodermata, Asteroidea, Valvatida, Acanthasteridae. Gene Ontology annotation, molecular function: RNA binding; zinc ion binding.